CUAUGGCGACUAGAGUAACCGUGGUCAAGGCAGUUACUUCGAAUAUAGCAAUCUACCCUAUGUUUUCUGAACUUCUUCCUGUUGGAGUUUGCAAUUCGAUUGACUGGUACAACAGAAGCUUCAUCUGGGGUGAAGAAGAAGGAAAAUCUAACCUCCAUUCGGUGGCAUGGAACCAAUUGACCCAACCUCGGCAACUUGGUGGCCUUGGUAUUCGGCCCACUAGAAGGGCUAACCAAGCGAUGUUGGCGAAAGGAGCUUGGAGCCUCGCUACAGACAAAUACAAUUUAUGGACAAGGGUGCUAAGAAGCAAGUAUGGGAGAGGCAGGAAGGGACUGCAACUGCUGGCACCAUCAAAGGGAAGUUCCCAAGCUUGGAAGAGUUUUGCUCAAACAAUCAAUCUCUUCGCAAAGGAGCUGCCAAAAAUGUUAAGAAUGGAAAGAAAACUAACUUUUGGCGAGAUGUGUGGGUUUUGCAGGAACCUUUAAUUACCAAAGCUUUGCUGGAUAUUCCAGAGGAGACACAGGAAAGAACCGUUGCAUAUUACUGGAGUGAUGCGACUGGCUGGAAGAUAGAAGACCUGGUUGAAUACCUUCCUGAUGAAAUUCUGAACAGAAUCAGAGUUGUCAUGCUUGACCCGCUGGACACAACUGAAGGCGUCCUUUUCUGUAAAGCCUCGCCUAAUGGACUGUUUACCACUUCCUCAGCUUAGAAACUUGAAGAUCAGCAGCAAGAAAGUCACAGCUCGGCCCACUGGAAUAGGAUAUGGCAUUUGAUGGUCCCGGAACGAGUUCGACUCUUUAUGUGGACAACAUCAAAAGGAAGACUAACAACCAAUGAUAUUAGGAAGGCCAGACACCUCACCUCUGAUGAUAAAUGUACACUCUGUGAUGCGGAUAUCGAAUCCAAUAGCCACUGUCUGCGAGACUGUACCAAGAUCAAGGGAGUGUGGGAAACAGUUGUCCCUGCUUCUCAACAUCAUCAAUUUUUCUCUGCAGCUCACGAUGAGUGGAUGAAGAAGAAUUUGGAGAACAGCGAGACCGUAGAAGAGACAGGGGAUUGGGCUAGUUUCUUUGCUCUCACUUGCUGGUAUAUCUGGAAGCAUAGGAACGAGUACAUCUUCAAGUCAACCAGACUAUCCAGCUCCACCCUCAUCAAUUACAUUGUCUCGAAGGCAAAUGAUUGGAUGAGAACGUGGAAGAAAGCUACAGCCAUCAAAGACUCUUUAACCAAACCGAGGAGAGAAGAACAGCUAAUUGGUUGGAUUCCUCCCCAAGUAGGGUGGAGGAAGUUAAACACGAACGGGGCAGCUUAAGGGAACCCAUGAAUUAUUACAACAUGAGGAGUCCUUCGAGACAACGAUAGAGAAUGGAUCGCGGGAUUCGUCUGCAAGAUAGGAACUGGGUCGGCAAUUCUAAUAGAGCUUUGGGGUAUCCACCAAGGUCUGGAGCUAGCUUGGAAAAAAGAUAAGCAAUUUCUUAUACUCGAAACAGAUUCUCAGCUAGCAAUUGAACUCCUAAACAAAAGAACUGACAUGGUGCACCCUCACGCCACUCUCCUGAAUUCUAUUAGACGUAUGUUGGUGCAAAGUUGGGUUGUUCGUCUAGUUCAUACGUAUCGCGAAGGGAAUAGAGUCGCGGACUGCCUCUCGAAGCACAGUCUCGUCUAUCCCUUCGGUACUUAUGAGAUAGAUGAACUUCCGACUGAUUUGGAAAGAAUCCUUCGUGAUGAUAUGAGGGGAAUUAGCUUCCCACGACAAGUUGUUAUGGACUACACUGAAGACAGCUGGGUUUAAGGUUGUUCUUAUGGUUUGUUCGCUGCUUUGGUUGUAAGAGGUUUGAGGGGGUUUUGGUCGACCACCAUUCUACACAAGUGACAAGUGAAAGAACUACAUUAAAAAAAAAAGUUAAAAAAAAGGAUGAAUUUUAUUUCAAGACAUACAAAGUGGAAGCACAUUACAAUUACAAUAGUGGAGCCAACAAGUCGACAAUGACAAUCCAAUCUCUAUGAAGAGUAUCAAGGUGAGCGAAUGUAUGUCGACGAGUGACGAAUGCCACUGAAAUCCAGAAAGCAGCACAAUGAACUGAAACAAUACACGCAAGGGUAUCAUUUUAUGAGUGAAAUGAAUAUGUUUUUCAAAAAUUUAUUUAUUUGUAAUGUUUGGAAUAUACAAUAGGUCAACAGACAUCUCAGAAUUGAAACGACUUCUCCCUUGCUCCGAAAUUCAACGUAUGAUACUAGAGUACUUCUCGUGUCCAACUUUGUUGACCCAAUGCUCCGUCCUAUUAUUCGCCACCGUCGACCGCUAAAAAUCAAAAUCACGCCGUUAUAUAUACAACUUCGGUUCCUCUCCUGUUUGUAUCUAACUUCGGUGGGCCUUCUUACUCUUUAGUGUCGUGAUAUAUUAAAUUGUAAUGAUUGCUUAAAAUAUCUAGGCACCACUUAGGCACUAUGCAAGACCCCAAUACCUGCCUAUAGCUUUUUUUUGGAUAAAUGUGAAAUCACUUUAUUAGUUAAUAAUUAAAAAAAUAAAUAAAAAGAGAAACAAACUACAAAGUACAAGCGCCAUCCAGCUUGUGCAACACACAUCUCUAGCUGCAGCAAUAGCAAUUAGCAAGGCAGCAAAAGAAAAUUACAAAGGUACC
This is a messenger RNA of Linum trigynum, 2642 nucleotides long. The record is from the annotation of a GenBank genome assembly. NCBI's taxonomy places the organism in Eukaryota, Viridiplantae, Streptophyta, Magnoliopsida, Malpighiales, Linaceae.